Messenger RNA from Daldinia caldariorum, 3861 nucleotides. RefSeq lists its product as uncharacterized. The coding region runs from base 1 to 3630 and encodes 1209 amino acids. The transcript has a single exon. The record is from RefSeq and is a predicted model, not a curated record. Lineage: Eukaryota; Fungi; Ascomycota; Sordariomycetes; Xylariales; Hypoxylaceae.
AUGGGCAUCUUUCCUGGGGGUAAAAGCACCCGCAUCAACUCUCCUCGUCAUCUAACCCUCCGAUAUUCCCGACGAGCCGUUGCUUCUUAUCAGCGUAAAGCCCAACAGCUCGCUGGUAUAGCUGUUGACGAGGGUGACAAUGAAAUUGACCCCCUAGCGCCUGGUGAGCAGAAGCUUAACUCAUACUGGGCGCCGGGACUCGAAGCUGGCCCAAAGCAUAAUAUUACCGUAACGCAAAGUGUAAAGGCACCAGGUAGCAACGAUGAACUAAAGCUUGAAGCGGAGAAGUCCUUCUUCGUGGAUGCACCGCAGUUCUCGCUGCCGGAGGGUAGUGUGCACUCGACGUAUCCUCCCCCAGGAUAUCCUGACACGAACAGGAUACUUCCCCAUGUAGUCCUAACCGAUCCGCAUCUACCAUGGGAGAGACUCGGAAGUCGAAGCCAGGGCACGAACAAAGAGCUCCAGAUGAAGAUGAAGGCGUUGGCAGCCGGAGCCAGCGGUGAGCCUGUUCGAAACCGUGUGCCCUGGCUCGUAAUGUUUUCCUUUUCUCAGGAUGAGUUGCGGCUACCGCCUCAGGAUUUAGAUGGAUCGGACAGCAUCUUCGGCAACACAAGCGACGGCGUUACAAAGCCUGUCAAACAGUCAGGGACUAUGACUGUCAACAUGAGCAUUGACGACCUAUGGAAGGUAACAAACGUGACAACGCCUGUGACCGCAGACCUUGGGCCGGAUAGCAUGAAGAGCAGUCGAGGCGACUUUAUCUUCGUCAAACCGGAUCUUUUUACAAGCCUUUUUCAGGCAAGAGACUCUAGCGGUAGCGGUAGCUCAGGUUCUAACCCCAACACGUCGCAAUACCAGUACCAGGCCCAUGUGCGCAAAAUUAACGGCCAGGGCAUGGCUCUCGCCGGUGUUGAAGACACGGCAAUCUUCAGCAUUGUUGUCGGCAACCGGUCAGGGCCGCUUGACAAUGAGACGCCAGCAACCAUGACUGCGCACCUUGUUUCUAUCGAAGGCGUCGAGCAGAUGUCUUGGCCCGGGUCGAGCCACCGCUAUGUCGCGCUCUGUUCGCUGUAUAGCUGGAAUUAUACAGUACUGCCUGCAAAUACGCUCAAUGUGCCAGACGCGUUUGAAGAUAUCGGCAGGACCUUGGACGUCUUGCGUGCUCCAGAGGAAAUCAUUGCACCGCUACGAUCAUCGAGCGACAAGAUGCAACAACUCGUUUCCAAGCGGCUUGACGACGGGUAUACACUCGUAAGGUACCGUACCCAAACGGGAGAGUCCACCGUCGCCCUCUAUCGCGGACCAUUUACUCCUUCAUACGUUCCUCCGCUAGAGAAUUUGACGACAAGCUCUAAUUCGGGCGUUGACCUACAAGUCCUUGACAAGCAGCUCGGAAUCAUGGAUAUCACCUACUCCGUUGCUUGGCAAGUCGGCCGCACCAUGGCUUUAGGUGAUGAAGCCUACACAGCUGCGCUUAAUCGUUUACGCACUUCGAUUCACAGUGCCGCAGAGGCCGCUUCCAAACUGCAGACCUUGAAGGACAUUGAUGACAAGGCUUUUAGGACCCGCAGCGACCUGCUCACCGAUAUUGAUUCGGCCAUUCGUAGUUUAGCCUCGAUCCAUCUCGGCGGUAGAGAUGACAUAAAUCCGGGAACGCCUAUCCGUGAGCCGCGGUACUCGCCCGGCGGCGCUAAGCGGCGAUGGAAACGUCCCCGUCUCUCCCGUUCCAACAUACCAGAGAUCUCAUACAGCUCGCCCUUGAUUAAAAAAUAUUUCCCGAGUGAAGCUGCUAAGGCGGCACGAUUCCUCGCCCAAAGCACGACUGGAGGCACAUACGAUGAAACCAAUGAUCCGAUGUCGACAGACUGGAUGACUGUCCUUUCGUGGCUCCUUGACCGCAUGUUUCUUGCUGGCGUACCUGCCCACUGUCUCAUCCCUGACCCGACGUACCUCGAGGCCGAGCGUCUACGUUUCUUCCGAAUCGAUAACAAUUGGGUUGAUGCCUUGAUCGAUGGUGCUCUUUCUCUGGGUAACCACUACGGGGAUGACGAAGACCGUACGGCCAUCAAACAAGCCCUCAACGACUAUAUUCAGCACACUCCGGAGGGGCAGGAACAGCCGGUGCAGAUCCCAUCCUACGGUUUUUACCUACGCUCGGAUCUCGUCACCAUGUUCCCAGACCUACGUGUUGAGGUUCUGGAUGCCAACGGGGCCACAGCCUCCACUGGGGCGCCCCUUCUACGCCACGAGAUUGUUACUGACGGCGUUAUGAUGGCAUUUAUGGAUCGCGUACCCGGCUCGGACCAAUUCGCCAGCCUCGUCUUCACGCAGCCUGCGCAUCAGCAGCGCUUUGCCGUUGCCCGCGGCGUCGACACGGAGCAAGUCAAGGUUGACAUCCGACGACAGUACACAGUCGACCAGAGCAUCCGCGAAAAAGACGAAAGCCGGCACGACGCCCUUGGGCCGUCGCUUAUUUACAAACGAGACGACGUUGAUAAAAUCUUCCUCUGGGACGCAAAGCCCGGCUCCGGGCUGAAUGAUUUACGUAUCAUUUGGCCGCCGAGCUUUGCCGCCCUGCAGCUCAAGAAGCUUCAGGACGAGAUGGGCACUUACAGUGAUGGCGGGACGCAGAAGCCUUACUUCAAUGAUGAUACCGCUACGUCGGCCCUCUUCGCUAUGCAGCUAAAUGAUCCCAUCUAUAACCUCACUAUAGAUCUCCAGAGCCACGCGAGUUCGGGCGCGGUGGCCCAGAUAGGACCACCAGGAGAUUCAAGUACCCCUGAGAUUCGAACGCUGAGGCUAAUGGGCACGGCGCGAGUCAACAAACUCGUUCCAGAGAACGGAUCAUCAACAACUCCUACCAAAGUGCAAGAAGAUGAUGACGACUAUGGAGCUACUUUUAAACGUCUUCAGAGCUAUGUUGCCACGCCCACGGCUCUUUCCCACUUCCUAGCCCCUAACGUCCGUGCGCUCCCGGUUGCUUCCCUAGCUUCUCUUCCCGAGCCUGAACUAGUCACCCAGAGGAGGAAUAAUCCGGAAGCCGUAUCUUCCAGCGACCCCAGUAGUCAGGUUGUCGCGAGUGGUGUCGCCGGGCCACCGCGAUUCCAGAUAACCGUGUCGAGCAACAUCAUCCAGCACUGGGAAGAGAUCCAGCUAGACAAGGACAACCUCCCGCAGGAUCUCAUAUUCUCUGUUCUCGUGGAGCAGGACCCGGUGAGCCAAUACCAGCUCGUGGAGGUCGACAUCCAGAUCGACAUCGGGGACUCGUCGCCCUUCCUGAUGAACACGUACGCGGGGCCCGGCGCGCACAUGCUGACGAACCUGCGCUUCAACGUGCUGCCGACGGCGAUCCGCGACGACGAGCACGACAUCAACCAGCUGCGCCUGCGGGUGCUGCCGCGCUCGGCGAAGGGCUGGGUGUACGCCACCCAGGUCACCGAGCUGACCUUCCUGCUCGGCCUGGCCAAGAUCAACGCGCCCGCGACGUACAGCAGCGAGAUCAAGAUCCAGACGUGGGCUAGGUACAAGAGGAGCCCUAACGAGGGGUUGGACCCGAAUAAUAUUCUUACGAUCACGAACCCGGACACGACGGUAAAGGUGGUGAAUUUACAGUAUGCAGCUUCUAGCUAGCUUCGCGGUUUUUCGAUUUGUGCACUUGCACUUGUUGAAGGGAGGCAUAUUAUUUCGCAAUUCUAAGUCUGUGUAUUUCAUCUUGUUCCUUCAAUUCAAAAUUAGUUAGCGUGUAAGAGUUUCAUACCGUGUUAUGGAAAGCGGGAUGAGCGUAUGGUCUGGAUCGUGUCAGCUCAAUGAGCCGGCCGUUGGGUCCACUUUAACGGAAUAGGGGCUUCGGCAGAAUCCGGG